Molecule: messenger RNA, 1960 nt
Organism: Uranotaenia lowii
Lineage: Eukaryota; Metazoa; Arthropoda; Insecta; Diptera; Culicidae
Product: mediator of RNA polymerase II transcription subunit 14-like
Exons: 4
Biological process (GO): regulation of transcription by RNA polymerase II
Cellular component (GO): core mediator complex; mediator complex
Molecular function (GO): transcription coregulator activity
Source: RefSeq, a predicted model, not a curated record
GAGCGUAGUCACGUGGUAGAAGAAUUCACACCAACUCAAGGAUUGAAAGGAUUCUUAUCUAAGUAUGUCGACGAAACGGCCGUGUAUCGUAGACGCUCCCAAUCCGAGGAUGAUAAUCCUCCUUCCCCGAUAACUAUGGAAGAUCCCCAUGGUGGCCCCGCUUCGGUAGGAUCUUCGUUCCUCGGUGGAGGAGGUGGGGGUGGUGGUAUGCGUGGUCCACAAAGUCCCCGAGACCCCGGCCUUCGCUUUGCUGCACCUCUAACGCCACCUUCAGGAUCCAAUCCUCACACACCUGCUUCACCACAUCCACAGGGCAUGCAAUCGAGCAACCAGAACCAUCCCAAUUUUAACAUGACGUCACCUCCUGCUCAGCACAUGCCGCAUCCAUCACCCAGUGGAGGCCUGAUGCCAUCGUCUCCCUUGAACCCUCAGCCAAGUCCAAUGGCCGCUCAUUCUCCCGGACCCAGCAAUAUGCCGUACAUGUCCUCUGGCCAUACCGAUGGCAGCCCCUUCACCGCACUGUCUCCAGCAGCUUCCAAUUGGCCGGGAUCGCCUGGCAUGCCGAGACCAUCACCUCGUCCAGGGCAAAGUCCGGACCAUAAGGCACAAACACCGCACCACAAUACCUCCCGGGUAUUACCGGCUAGAUCCUGGGCUGGGGCAAUCCCUACCUUGCUGACCCACGAAGCCCUAGAUACGCUUUGUCGAGCCACUGGCCACCCGCAGAAAGAAAUCCCUGGCCCAGAACUCAGUCCCCUGGAACGGUUCCUUGGCUCGGUGUUCAUGCGCCGGCAACUUCAGCGUAUCAUACAUCAAGAGGAGAAUCUAACCGCAAUUACCUCUAAUGAGCCGGGGGUGGUGCUCUUCAAGGCAGACAAUCUGCAAUACCAGGUCUUCCUGAACUCGAACCACAUGCAAUCGCUUCACAUGAAGGUUAGCCAGGUACCGAUGGGUCCUUCCAUGGAUGGCAAACCUCCGUAUCAAUGGUCCCCGGAAGAUCUGCAAAUUUUGGAACAAUUCUUCGAUCAGAGAGUGGCUGCUCCCCCUUAUCGACCGGCCGUCGUAACUAGCUUUACCCGAAUGCUUAAUCUACCGUCGCAGGUGAUGAAAGAUUUCAUGCAAAUUAUGCGUUUGGAUCUGAUGCCAGAAUUGGGCCAGGGUAACAAAUGGAAUGUGCAAUUCAUUCUUCGUAUGCCACCGUCGGCCACACCGAUCGUACCUGUGGGCACCACAACCAUUUUGUCCCAUAGGCAGAAGAUUUUAUUCUUCAUUCAGAUCACUCGCGUUCCCUAUCUACCAAACAUGGAGUGGAAGGAUUGCGUGACCAUGUUGCUCCCUAUGGUGUACGAUAUGACCGGUAAUCACACUCAAUUAGCUGAACGACGAGAGCAGGUGACACCUCAAUUGACCAGCGCAGUCAGUGCACAUCUGCGCCGAUUUGCCGAGUGUUACGGGAAUUCUCCGGAAUGUUCCCUGUUCCCAGCGGUACGAGACAUGCUGAUGAAUUUGACUUUACCUAAUGAACCACCAGUUCCAGGACAAAUGCCUAACCAGAUUGUUCCACUUGGUGGAAUGCCACCAGGAGCUGGACCAGGAGGACCAGGAAUGGGUGGACAAAUUGCCCCUUCGCCGGUUGGAGCACACGUUGGCUCCAGUCCGAAUCCGAUGAUGCACUCACCGAUGCAGAUGGGCGCUGGCGGUGGACAGCCAAACUUUGUUGGCGGUAUGGUUAAUGCCGGUGGCGUUCAAACCGGUGGUCCUGGAGGGGCUGGCGGUCCAAAUUAGUUAGCGAUAGUCUAAACAACAGUGUAUUUGUGUAAAAGUUUUGAGGCAAUCAGAAACAUUAUCAUGAUUUGUCGAAAACGUAUAAAAUCAACUUAAAAUAUUUAACAUCAUCAAUGUUUUAUCUGACAGAUUCAAUAAACAUAAUCAAAACAUAAAUAAGAUCAACAUGUCAAUA